Aphanomyces astaci is the source of this 2534-nucleotide messenger RNA. RefSeq lists its product as hypothetical. The transcript has 9 exons. Lineage: Eukaryota; Oomycota; Saprolegniomycetes; Saprolegniales; Verrucalvaceae. The record is from RefSeq and is a predicted model, not a curated record. Bases 32 to 2146 code for a protein of 704 amino acids. Gene Ontology annotation, molecular function: protein serine/threonine phosphatase activity; calcium ion binding. Gene Ontology annotation, cellular component: nucleus; cytosol.
GGCAAACGAGACUCAACUUGCGACCACCUCCAUGGGUAACAAGCACAGCCGCGCCGCGAAAAAGGCCAGCCGCCGAGGAGGUCUCGUGGACACAUCAAGUCCUAUUUUCUCUGAUGCACUGGGUGUGUCUGUGUGCACGGAGACAGAGCCCACGUCGCCCGCGUGUGUCACCGAUGAUCGCUUCUCGUUGACGCAGUGGAAGCUGUUCAACGACUUGGAAUCUCGCGAAGAAGCCGACUUGCUCGAGCUCACGUCGUUCCUGAAUGCGUUGCACGAGUACAUGCCGAGAAAGGACGAUGUGUCCGACCACCAGUUGAGCAGAACCUUGUCCACCGUGCAAAUCGACAUCUCCGACAUGUACGAAGGCGUGCGCUUGGAUUACCCCCUCACCCCUCAAAAUGCCAUCGACCUCGUGGACGGCUUCAAGCGCCAUCAGCCGUUGCAUCGGGAAUACGUGAUGCAGAUCCUCUUCUCGACCCUGGCAGUGCUUCAAGACAAGCCCAACGUCACGUACCUCAACAUUGCUCCGCAUCCGCACCUAACUGUUGUCGGAGACUUGCAUGGCCAAUUGGACGAUUUGCUGCUUAUUUUUCAUGAAAAUGGACUGCCGUCCCCUACGAACCCAUACAUUUUCAACGGCGACUUGGUCGAUCGCGGCCCCCGUGGCGUCGAGUGCGCGCUCAUUAUCUUCGCCUUCGUGCUGCUGUACCCCAAUGCUGUGCAUGUCAAUCGCGGCAACCACGAAGACAAGUAUAUUAACGUGUCGAUGGGGUUUAUGAAGGAAUGCCUCGACAAGUACGACAUGGACGUGUUUGAUACGUUUGGCUACGUGUUUUCGUGGUUGCCGUUGGCGGUGGUGCUGGACCAACGCAUUUUAAUCUUGCACGGGGGCGUGCCACGUCAACACACGCUCCGCCUGGACGAGCUGGACGCCAUUCCCCGCAGCGAGUACGAAGUGACAAAGGAGAAGCCGCCCACGGGUGCUUCUCCGUCUGAUAUUUUGCAGUUCAAACAGAACCAAAUCAUCCAGGACAUCCUAUGGAGCGACCCCAUGACAUUGGGCAACGACUGGGCCGAGAGCCGUCGCGGCGCCGGGAUCAAGUACGGCGCCAACCACGUGCACAAGUUUAUGGCACAUAACAAACUGGAUUGGAUCAUUCGGUCGCAUGAGUGUGUGCCGCAAGGGUUUGCCUGGCCCUACGGGGACAAAGGCAUGCUCGUGACAUUGUUUUCGGCGUCUAAUUACUGCGGCGUGGCCAACAACUUGGGCUGCUUCAUGCGCAUCCCCAGCGGCGCCAACGGUGCCAAGCCGUCGUUCUUCCAGUACAUGGCAACUAGUACUACUAGUAGUAGUACUAAUAGUGUCGACACCCCCAACCUGGUCGCGACCAACCUCGACGGGCUGUGCGACAUGAUCUGCACCCACCGCAGCGACUUGCUCGAGCGCUUUGAAGCAGCGGACGAGGCCAAGUCGCAUGUGAUUCCCGUGUCUACUUGGGAACACAUCAUGGACGACGUGCUGCAGGUCAAACUGAACUGGGCGAUUGUGCGGCCCCUGGUUACGUCGACGGAACCAGCCGACCCCCAAGCGAUCAACUACGUCGAGUUUUUGUACCGGUACCAAGUCCGAGGCUUGGAAAUUGAGGAUGAGCAUGACGGAGGACAACGGGUGGCGGAGGACACUCGGAAGCGGCGGCGCGACAUGUUCAACAACAUGUACCGAUAUCGCAAGCGCCUCCAAGCGCUGUUCCAAGUGUUCGACCAAGAUGGCAAUGGCACGAUCAACCUGGACGAGCUCAAAGCUGGCAUUGAAAUCCUGAACGAGCACUUACCAGUGGGUAUGAAGCCCUUCACGCACCCCGAGGACUUGAUGAAAUCGCUCGACUUUACCCACGACAACGAGAUCAACAUCAACGAGUUUAUGGAGUGUUUCCGCAUCCACGCCAACUUGACCGCGCAAGCGAAAUGGCGCCACGCAAAAUCAAAGUUGAAGAUCAUGUCCGCCCUUGGGAUGCUCAAAGUCGUGUCCGACGCCCCCGUGGUGACUGCGUCCGACGUGUCGUUUGAUAAGGAGAGCGAGUCCAUCUCCCCUGUCGUCGUAAUGCGGACGGACGGCAAUGACGACUCUGUCGUCGUGCUCCCAUAGUCGGUCGUGUGUCCUUGUAGAGAUAGACGCGAAGCUUAAACAUGUUGCUCUGUAACACGAUUAGGCAGGCAUGCAGAGUGCUCGUCGUGAUGGUACAGGGCGAAUACCGCGCAAGGUGCAGACGCCCUGCUCAGGCGAUGCCCAUAUGGCACGUCGGAGGGUGCGUAUUGGUGUCAUGGGGGGUGUUGCUGCAGCAUUCGCAAGGACCAACAAUUCGUCCAUUGCCAUCUCGUCCAGGACCAUCGCGGUCAUGCAUGAAAGAGUCUUCUUCCUCGCCAUCUCUGUGCUUCCUUGGGGAGUGGUGGGUGUCAUGCGCUUCAUAGAAGGUGUGCGAUCUUGGUUCGUCUCACAUAGCAAGUUUGGAUUUGAACUCGGUGGAUUGUUUUUG